UAUGAUAGGAAAUCGUGCUCAUGGACCGUUACAACAAGGAAUAUUUCACACAGUUAUUGAGAUGAGGUUUAAACAACUAAAAUUAAAGUCUUGUCAGAGCUGUUCGUCUUGCCCUAAUUUGGCAGUUUACGAAGGUCCUGAUAAAUAUCCAGAUGCAACUUUAGUAAAGAAUAGACUAAUUACAAAAAUUUGUGGCAACCAAAUACCACCAAUGAUAGUUUCUGCAGGAGAUAAACUAGUUUUGAAGUUUGAUCCAAAAAAUAAUAAGGGAGAAGCUGCCUUUAAUAUUACCUUUACUACUGUAGAGCUAAAGAUGUUUAACUGCCCUAAAAAGCAAGCUAUUGGUGCUCAUGAACAGGGUAUAAGAUCACCUCUUUACGGAGUCGAGGCAUUUGCUCCAAAAUUAAAUUGCAGUCAUAUAAUAAGACCAAAAAAAGGCUACAAGUACGUUCGAAUCGAUGUCCUAUCUUUGCAAAUGGGGAUAGAUAAAGAUAAAAACUUCCCUUUACAUACAAUAUCUAUCUUUGACAAUACCUCAAAAUUAAUAGGCGCCACCUAUCAAGGCAAAGGGAAUGCUAAUUCGAUUUUAAUAACCAUUAAGAAGCUCCUUGUUAAGGAUGCUCUGUUGAUAAUAAUUGAUUCAAAAUCGAAACAUAUACUGAAUCAUACACAAAACACAUUAAAAUUUGAAGGAUCAAGCUUAAUCAUUGAAUUCGCUAGCAAAAAUUUUAAAAAAGAUGAAGAAUUCUUGCUUGAAGUUAAAUUUACAGAAUUUCAAAUGAGUGGAUGGAAGAUAGCGUUGAUAACAGUUGCUGUCGUCGCCUUUGUCUUUGUUGUCGUUGGUGUUGGUCUCUUUGCGAUUAAGCGUAUUAAGAAUAGACAUAAUUACGAAAUAAUUAGGUCAGAAGAGACUGGCGAAACGCAGAAGAUCGACUAA
Dimorphilus gyrociliatus is the source of this 937-nucleotide messenger RNA. The record is from the annotation of a GenBank genome assembly. Lineage: Eukaryota; Metazoa; Annelida; Polychaeta; Dinophilidae.